CACAACAAUAAAUAAUGUGUAAAUCAGAGAAAAAAAGCCGUCUUGAAGAAGAAGAUCGCCUAAGCAAUCUUACUGACGAUGUAUUGUGUCACGUUCUCUCAUUUCUUGACACACAAUCUGCCUGCAAAACAAGCACCCUCUCAAAGUCAUGGCAUCACAAAUCACUCUGGGCCUUACUCCCUCACGUUUCUUUCUCUUAUUUCAGUUACUCUUUCCGCCAAAACCCUAAAUCACACUUUCAAAGUUUUAACCGCUUCAUAAACAGAGUGUUGAAUUCAUACCAACCGCUACAACAACAAAAUCAAGGAAAUAAAAGAUUCUCCCUAAAUUACCACAGCGAUUCGAGUUUUGAACCGAAUCAAUUCAACAAGUGGAUCCGUGGAGCACUAGAACGCAAUGCUGAAGAGAUUGAGGUUAAUGUUGACCUAACUAUGGUGGUGCAGGUGCCUGUGAGUGUUUUCAGCUCCGUGACGCUCACAACCUUGAAGCUUCAGGGCGAGGCCACACUCUAUUCUCUUUAUUUUCCGCCAUGUUUAUGUUCUCUCAAGGUUCUGAGCUUGAAGAUGCGUCAGAGCGACGCUACCGAACUGGUAUCAACGCUAUUGUCUAGUUGUCCCGUUCUUGAAGAAUUCUACUUCGAUGGAUUCUGCGGAACGAUGAGAAUUACCGCGGCUCCUAAAUUGAAGAAAGUGGUUGUCAACAAUGAGAGUUUUAUGUGGUCAACGGAGCUGUUUGAGAUAGAUGCGCCGUCGUUAGAGUAUUUUUCACUUAAGGACAUGGAUCCUGAACGCUAUGUGGUUAAGAAUUUGGACAAUGUGAUGGAAGCAGAGUUCUCAAUAAUGCUGGAUAUGAGAAAAAGUUCAACUGGCUUGUUCAAUCUUCUUCAUGGAUUAUCUAGUGUUAAAUCUUUGCAUGUAAAUAUUUCUUUUGAGGGGUCACUUCCAGAAAUUUCCACGGAUGAUGUAAGCUACGGAGUGAAACACAAUCUUAAUUAUAUGAAUGUUGAAUUUUCAAUUAUAGUAACUUAACCCUUUUUCUUUUUGAUGUUUGUAAUUACAACUUUCCAAUUCCCCAAUUCCC
This is a messenger RNA of Arachis ipaensis, 1080 nucleotides long. Its product is annotated as putative F-box protein At3g58860. The record is from RefSeq and is a predicted model, not a curated record. Lineage: Eukaryota; Viridiplantae; Streptophyta; Magnoliopsida; Fabales; Fabaceae. Gene Ontology annotation, molecular function: protein binding.